AUGAAGCUCCUCCAGCUACCCGAGUGCAUCCUGGGCGAGUUCGAGGCCACGGCGACGCCGAAAUUCGCGAUAUUAUCGAACUGCCGAGAUAACAUACACUUGAGAGGCGGGAAACGAGACAUAAGCUCAUCGAAUUUACACGAAUCUUUCGCCAAUAGUUGGAUUAUAAAGGCAGCGGACCACUUGGCUCUGCUGGGGAUAUAUCAUAUCUGGGUAGCUGAAGUUUGCAUCGGCUCCGCAGACGAGGAGAGGAAUGAGGCUGUUAACGGACUUCGACAAAGGUUAGAGAAGGCCGAGGUGUGUUUCGUAUAUCUUCAUGAUCUCCCCGCUGGGGUAUCAUACGAUCAAGACGUCUGGGCAAAGUGCACUUUCUGGAAGCAGGCUCGGGCCCUUCCGGAUUUGCUGAUCCCUCCCCGGGUGGAGUUCUUCGAUCAGGGAUGGGCACCAAGGGGAUCAAAAGGGUCGACAGAACUCGCCUCCCUCAUCUCAUCCAUCACGAAUAUUUCCACCCGAGUGCUACUCGAUAGCAGCACGCUCACGGAUUUCGGGCUCGGCGUGCGCAUUUCUUGGGCUGCGGGCCGAACGGCAAGCCUCGAAGAGGACUUGAUAUAUUACCUCGCCCCUAUCUUGGGCAUUUCUAUGCAAACGCGAUAUGACGAGGGGCGUGAGCAAGCCUUCCUUAGAUUGCAAAAGAAGGUUCUCCGCGACUGUCGAGACGGAUCUCUAUUUGGGUGGCUCAGCAGCGACGAAAAGGAAGUGCGUGGAAUGUUCUCGAAAUCGCCAGACGAGUUUUCACACUUCGCCGGACCUCACAAGAAAUAUCAAUGGGACGGGCCAUGGCCCAUGUCGAGCAAGAUACGGUUCUGCAACAGGGGACUUGAGCUACAAGUUCAAACAUACAAGCUGGAUCCAUAUAUUGUGGUCGAUAUUGGCUGUUGUGAAGCCAACCUCUCGCAGCUCAAGCACCGCAGGGUCGGUGUUCUCCUACGAAAUUGGAGUGGUGUUUAUGUUCGAGCCAAACCAGCGGUGCAGUCGGUCGUCUUUAGCACCGCUCCCUUUCAGAUGAUCGACGUUGUUCAACAUCUAGAUGCUCGAAAGGCAUCCAAGAUCCGCUCCUACUUCGAGUCCCAGGACAACAGCAGCAGUCUCAUGAGCAUCAGCCAGGUCGAAAAACACCUUACCACGACGUUAGCCAUCAGCACCAGCCCCAGAGACGUUCUGGAGGCCGGUAGCAUGCCUGGCAUAUCCCCAAAUGAGGAUACCAGAUCCGGAAACGCCACACCGACGUCGGUCCAGCUAAGCACAGGGAUCAAAAGGGGUCGUUCAGGUCGCCCAAUGUCAUCGCCAGGCAGCCGCCAAGAGCAGGCCGGGCCGUCUUCGAGGAGCUAUAGGAGGUCGCAUUCGGACUCUGAGAGCAGCGACAGUGACUCCGACGCCAGCAGUGAGUCAGAGUAUGACGACUAUGACGAGUACGAAGACGAAGUCAUAGAGCUAGACCCGAACCACCCGCUACUAGUCAUUCGCUCGAAUUUAGUUGACUUCGUAUACGGCCAAGGCAAAUCAUGGAUGAGCUCUGCGACAUACACCACACCGCCCCAGGACAGACUCCCUCCCAAGAAGCGAUGUAGGACUAUCGACGACCAGUCAUCGCCUGCCUUGAUCAAAUAUGAAGAGGGUGCAGAUGAUCAUUUCAUUGCCCGCCGAUUCGAUGGGUUCUACCACCUGGCAUGCCCUUACUACAUCGCCAAGCCCGAGAAAUACUAUAAGUCUUGCCUCCUGGGCCAUUCUCUUCAGUCUAUAGAGGAUGUUAUCGGGCAUUUAAUCCAGCACCACAAGGAACCGCCCUACUGCCCUAUAUGCAGGCGGGAAUUUGACAGCCCGUGGGUGCGUGAUCAGCACGUGCGUACCAGAACAUGUGCGGUCGUAAACUCGGGCGAAGUGGACGGAGUGAACGAACGGCAACGACGCAAGUUGCGCAAACGGGAUAGAGUGCGCCUGGGCGAGGAAACACGCUGGACGCGCGUCUGGCAUACCGUCUUCCCCGAGCUUGCGCCACCAGAGUCGCCAUAUCUCCAUGAUGGCGUGGAUGUGGCUGUGGCGAUGAUGCGAGACUACUGGGCGACUCGGGGUCCGAAGCUCGCCGAGGGGUACCUGGGCGACAGCGCACAGCUUGACUCACAUGACAUGCAGACUCUGGAUGCUUUCUAUAGGCUGGUUCUGGAUGAUUUGCUGGCAAAGGUGUGGGAUGAUGUUGAUUUUCGCAGUGGCAGUGGGGAAGCAGGCAGCAGCGAGACUGUGUGA
Molecule: messenger RNA, 2301 nt
Organism: Clonostachys solani
Lineage: Eukaryota; Fungi; Ascomycota; Sordariomycetes; Hypocreales; Bionectriaceae
Source: the annotation of a GenBank genome assembly